GACUGCAAGAGAGAAGCCAAGUGUCAAACGCUGAGAUCGAGUCUUUGUGCUAGUCUUGAGUAGACUCAGUAGAGUACACUAGACCUCCAGGCCAGAGAUCACAGAUAUAUAAACCCUUGCCCACAUCCUCUUCAAAACGAAACUUGAAAGCAUCAUCAGCAGCAGCAUCAUCAACUCAGACACUCACACAUCCAAACCCCUCAGCAACAACCUUCUUCAUCUCCAUCUUUCUCGAUCUUCACCAGUCACAAUGGCUUCUUCUCUCGCCUUCGCUCAGCCGGCCCCGGCCCAGUCUGCCCCUUCCGUUGCCGACGGUGCCAGUGGCGACCUCGUCAACGCCCUCGCUAAAUAUGUCACUACCGGUGUCGGUGCCGUGAACACCACGCAGGGAGAGCUCCAGGAAUUGGUCUCCACGGCUGUCGCCAAGCCCGGCGGCAUGGCUAACAUGGAGGCCCUCAUCCAGCUUGACCAGCACUGCCCCCCCGAGCGCACUGUUUGGCACGACAAGGCGGCUGUGACCGCCACGAUCUCGCUCACCAAGACUGGCCUCACCCUGGGCUUCCAGAUUCCCAGUCUUUCUAUUACCUUCGAAGGCAAGGGUACUGGCUUUUUCAGGCCCUUCUCGGGCCCCAUGAACAACGGCACCAUCUGGUACAACAACAUGGACAAUCUUCAACCCGGUCCCGCCGAUUUCCGGCUGCAUGUCGAUAACCUGACCCUGCACGUCGACAUCUUCCGCAACCAGCUCCAAGUUGCCAGCCUCGCCUUUUGGCCCAUUGCUUUUGUCCUCGCUCCUGGCAUCCAGGAGGGCACCGGCGACUUUGCUUAGACAGUGGCCUGCUUAUGGAAUCCGUUGCAGACGUCUCUGAUCAGAGUCGGAGAAGGACGCGUCGAUGUCGAUGGGUGAUUGGUAGUAAAUUGCACAGUGCAGGGCACUGAGUUUUUGCUAGCUAGCUAUUUCAUUUUUUAAAAUAUACUACGUCUUUCCCGGG
This is a messenger RNA of Sodiomyces alkalinus F11, 992 nucleotides long. RefSeq lists its product as hypothetical. The transcript has 3 exons. The coding region runs from base 251 to 829 and encodes 192 amino acids. Lineage: Eukaryota; Fungi; Ascomycota; Sordariomycetes; Glomerellales; Plectosphaerellaceae. The record is from RefSeq and is a predicted model, not a curated record.